Hibiscus syriacus is the source of this 2010-nucleotide messenger RNA. Its product is annotated as indole-3-pyruvate monooxygenase YUCCA6-like. Bases 333 to 1592 code for a protein of 419 amino acids. Gene Ontology annotation, molecular function: flavin adenine dinucleotide binding; NADP binding; N,N-dimethylaniline monooxygenase activity. Gene Ontology annotation, biological process: auxin biosynthetic process. The transcript has 4 exons. The record is from RefSeq and is a predicted model, not a curated record. NCBI's taxonomy places the organism in Eukaryota, Viridiplantae, Streptophyta, Magnoliopsida, Malvales, Malvaceae.
CCCACUCUCACUUCAUUCACUCUUUGUAUUUCAUUCCUCCAAUAUCUCUGUUUCACUACCUCUCUUCAUCUCCCUCCCAGUGUUGAAUGAAUGCUUAGAUUAAGCCCGUAACUGAUAAUUAACCCCAAAAUCAUAGAUCAAACAUAGAGAGAUUUAAACAAAAUCUCCCCCACGAACAAACCUAAUCUCUCUUGGCCUAAUCUCCACGUUUUCCCCUGUUAUAAUAACAUGGUUUCUCUUCACUUUUGCCUUCGAUCUUAAGCUCCUUUAUCCCUCUUCUUUUCCCUUUUAGAAACCCAGAAUUUAGAUAUCUGUGUUUUGUUUUUGUGUUCAUGGACUGCUUGAGAGAAAUAGAAGGAAAACAAGCUCAUGAUCCUAUAUUCAUUGAGAAGAUGAGUAAGUCGUCGCCUCCGCGGUGUGUAUACGUUCCGGGGCCGCUCAUCGUCGGCGCAGGGCCGUCGGGUCUGGCGACCGCCGCUUGUUUGAAGGAGAAAGGUGUACGGAGUGUAGUCCUAGAGAGAUCUAACUGCAUAGCAUCUUUGUGGCAGCUCAAGACCUAUGAUCGCCUACACCUUCACUUGCCGAAGCAGUUUUGCGAGUUACCGCUCAUGGGGUUUCCUAGUGAUUUCCUUACUUACCCUACUAAACAGCAAUUCGUCAACUACUUGGAAUCAUACGCCCGGAGGUUCAACAUUAGGCCUCGGUUCGACGAGACGGUCUCGCGGGCCGAGUACGACUCCACAAUUGGUUUCUGGCACGUGAGAAGCGUGGGGUCGAAGGGGAAUGAGACGGAAUAUGUGUGUCGGUGGCUGGUGGUGGCGACGGGAGAGAAUGCGGAGGCGGUGGUGCCGGAGAUUGAAGGAAUGGUGGAGUUUGGUGGGGACAUAAGGCAUACGAGUUUAUAUAAAAGUGGUGAAGAGUUUAGGGGGAAAAGGGUCUUGGUGGUGGGUUGUGGGAAUUCAGGCAUGGAGGUGAGCCUGGAUCUUUGCAAUCAUAAUGCUAAGCCUUCGCUUGUGGUCCGAGACACGGUGCACAUCCUCCCACAAGAGAUUAUGGGGAGAUCGACUUUUGGGUUAUCGAUGGGGUUGCUCAAGUGGCUGCCGAUGUGGUUCGUCGAUAGGCUCUUGUUGAUCAUAUCGUGGUUGCUACUCGGAGACACGGCACGAUUCGGGUUGGAUCGGCCUAGGUUGGGUCCCCUCCAGCUCAAGAAUCUGUCCGGAAAGACCCCAGUGUUAGAUGUAGGCACGCUUGCCAAAAUCAAAAGUGGAGACAUUAAGGUACGUCCAAGCAUCAAGCGUCUAAAGCGACAUGCGGUGGAGUUUGUCAAUGGCAACACUGAAAAUUUUGAUGCAAUCAUCUUUGCAACUGGUUAUAAGAGCAACGUACCCUCUUGGCUAAAGGAAAGGAAGAUGUUCUCAGAGAAAGAUGGGUACCCCCGAAGGCCAUUUCCUAAUGGGUGGAAAGGGGAGCGUGGGCUAUACGCCGUGGGGUUCACUAAACGUGGCUUGCUUGGUACUUCAAUGGACGCUCUGAGGAUUGCAGAAGAUAUCCAACGGUGCUGGAAAAAAGAAUCAAAGCAUCACUACUUUUAGCACCAUUCAUCAUCACCAUUACUGACAACAUUUUUGUUGCCUUAUUUCGUUUCUUGGGGUUUGAAAUUCAGUGAGAUCACACAGAUUUUUGGUUGAAGAUAUAUACACUAAUAUAUUACUCCACACUUGAACCAGCGGCAGUGGAUUUUAGGGUUAAAAAAGGGGCAAAGGUGGGAGAGAGUUUUCUCGGUGAACACUUAUCUUCUUUACCAGAGAGAGAAAAGAAAGGGUUGGUGUUGUUUGGGUGUGGGAAAAUCUCAGACGAUUUGUUCAUCUUGUACAUUACCAUUUUUCUCUAAUUAGUGCUUUAGGGUUGUUUGAUAUUUGUUAUGGACAUCAAGUGACUGUGUUCUUUUAACCUAUAUUUUCCCAUGGGAUCUUUGGAAUAUUAAAGAGUUAAUUAAUUAUAGCAAUCUUC